CAUCUCCCCAGAUACUUCACCAAUUCCCAUCCCCCUCCUCCUCCUCCUCUUCCUCUUCUGACCUCAUCUCUCUUUCUCUCUCUCUCUCUUAUCUCUCUAGUUCACUAUCUCCUGUCGUAAGCCAGUCUGCACGAUUCCUCUUCCUAGCAGGCCGAGUCCCGAUGGGCGAGAAAAAGGACGGCGGCGAGGAUAAGAAGGCCGCGGAGGCCGGCGGCCCCGCCACCGUCGUGCUGAAGGGGGACUUGCAUUGCGAGGGAUGCGCCAAGAAAGUCAAGCGAGUUGUCAAGGGUGUCGAGGGUGUUGAAGACGUGAAGGUCGAUUUCGGGGCCAACAAGGUAGUGGCCAUCGGGAAGGUGGACCCCGCCAAGCUGCGCGAGCGCUUGGAGGAGAGGACCAGAAGAAGUUCGAGCUCGUCUCUCACUCCGCUUCUCCCGCACCGCCGGCGCAGCCCAAGAAGGAGGGCGGCGGCGGCGAGAAGACAGCGGAGAGCAAGAAAGCCGAUGAGGGCAAGAAAGCCGAUGCCGAUGAGGGCAAGAAAGCCGACGAGGGCAAGAAGAAGAAGGUGGAAGACGAGAAGCCCAAAGAGGUCAUUUACUAGCACGGUGGUGCUGAAGAUCAGCUUGCACUGUGCCGGGUGCGUCAAGAAGAUAAAGAGUGCCUCGCGCAAGGUCAAAGGAGUAAAUUCGGUGACCGUAGACGUCCCCAAAGAUUUGGUCACACUGACGGGCACGAUGGAGGUGAAUGGGCUUGCACCGCUCCUUCAAGAGAAGCUCAAGCGGAGCGUGGAAGUGAUCCCACCCAAGAAAGAAGAAGCUGCUGCCGACAAGAAGAAGGACAAGCCCGCCGCUGGUGGCGGAGGUGGAGAGAAGGAUAGCGGCGACGGUGGAAAGAAGAAGGAAGAAGGCAACGUAGUCAACGUGGAUGUGAAGAAAAUGGAAUACGGUGGAUAUCCGGCGCCGCCGAUGAUGUCAUAUCCGCCGUAUUGGAAUUACGCUCCGACGUAUGGUGCCGGGCCCCCGGCAUAUGGUGCCGGGCCUAGCUACGCCGUGCAGCCUUAUCAGAAUCACCACAUGGAGCCAUAUCACCCCGGAGGAGGAUACCCGGGUCAAGCAUAUGCGACGCCGUACCCCAACGACGGGUACGUGGUGGAUCACCGCGCGUUCAGCGACGAGAAUCCUAAUGCAUGUUCCGUCAUGUGAGCACGAGCGAGAGGGAGGAACCAUGGCUUUUGGGGAGACGAGAGCGAGAUCGUUGGCAAUUGGGACGAUUACUGUAGAAACGAAAGUUACGAGGGGUGAAGAUGUAAAUAUGGGAAAAAUGUCGUUGGGGGAACACGACAAGAGGAAGUAGCGAGUUUCGUUUCGGCUUUUAGGAAGCGACCGAUCGACGGACCUGUUUUCGUUGUUAGGGUCGAUGCAUAGUUUUUCUCUUUCAGCGCUCUUGGCGGAAAUUGGUUUAGUUAGCUGAUUUUGAUGUCAUAAUAAAAGAUAAAACUAAUAGUUUUAUCUAGCGCAAUGUACGUCAGAGAUUACAUAUUCCCUUUCCUAAAAUUCAUGUUCAUGUUAUUUUCAGAACGAAA
Messenger RNA from Eucalyptus grandis, 1579 nucleotides. Its product is annotated as heavy metal-associated isoprenylated plant protein 6. The record is from RefSeq and is a predicted model, not a curated record. Gene Ontology annotation, molecular function: metal ion binding. Bases 162 to 1199 code for a protein of 345 amino acids. Lineage: Eukaryota; Viridiplantae; Streptophyta; Magnoliopsida; Myrtales; Myrtaceae. The transcript has 5 exons.